AUGUCCCCCACUCCCAGCUUCGAUGUCUCUGCGAACCACCGCACCAAGGAGGAGAACCAAGAGCGCGCGUUUAUCGCCGCUUCGAGGCGCAAAGACCGCAGCUUAGAUGCCCGCAUAGAAUCCGCCAACCGUGCAUCGGCCCUGCACAAGAACCGUACUGGGCGAGCUCUCCACAUCACUAGAUCAAUCGUCGAAAACGAGGCCAUGUACGAGGAAGUUGACUCGAACUAUCAGGUCAAGCUUCAGCGCAUGAUGCAAGCUCAGACCAUGCAGUUGGAGCAGGACUUUGAAAGAAAGCUCUUUGUCGCCAUGCGCAACAACCCACAGGCGCUGCAUCAGCGCCGUGCGGGCAGCCUAGCAUCUCAAGGUCCUAUGCACGGUGCUCGGAGAAUGAGCCUUGAUCUGUCUCAACUGCGAACCACUCUACCAGAGACGAUGACCAGCCCCUUGACAAGCAGUCACUUCUCUCCGAGGUGGUCCAUCGCUCCAACCGGGCCCCAUAUCCAGUCUCAGACCCAUGCGCAGAUACCAUCCUACGUUGCUUCAGGGACCCCCACCUGGAUGCAUCCAGAGCAGCAACAACAGGUGAUGCAGCACUGGGAUGGACUCUACAGCAAUCCGAUUUCUCCCUCCGCCAUAGGAGGACUUCCUAUGCCUACACAACCGUUUCGCGACCGUCUUGCAUCCGCCCCAUCCAUCCCCGUUCAAGGACAAGCCGCCAACAUCCCUGCUACCCCUCCUGCCUCUCGCGGAACAAGCCAGCAUCUGCGAGUUCGGUCGGAACCUGGCACCACUACCAAGCCUGCUACGACCCCAGCAUCAGCGUCUUCUUCAUCUUCUUCCUCGUCGUUGCAAGUCGGAAUCGCACCAUGCACUAGCUCCCCGGGCCUCGACCAAAGCUCUUCUAGUGACAUUCUACCGACGCCAGACCCCUGCGCGUCUCCACACACGCCUGCCUCACAAGCAUCGGAACCCAACAAUUGCCCUGGUCUAGACUUGGCCAAUAUCGGCACUGGCCCAGAGAAGUGGGGUGCAGAUCUGUUACAUGAGCUUGAUCUGAACUUGGGCUUCGAGGCUUUCUCUCAUGAGCCUGCGGAUCAGGACUAUCUUGAUUUUAGCCAGUAUGCGUCGACCAUUGACAACGGACAUUUCGCCCAUGCUCAGGCACACGCACACAUGCAGAUCCCCAUGCAAAUGCCUGUGCAACUGGAUCUAUGCCGUGCCGCAGAAAGCGGUAUGGACGAUAUGCCGGAUAUGGAUGAGUAUACGAUCACCUCAUAA
Aspergillus calidoustus is the source of this 1281-nucleotide messenger RNA. Lineage: Eukaryota; Fungi; Ascomycota; Eurotiomycetes; Eurotiales; Aspergillaceae. The record is from the annotation of a GenBank genome assembly.